Molecule: messenger RNA, 3327 nt
Organism: Lodderomyces elongisporus
Lineage: Eukaryota; Fungi; Ascomycota; Pichiomycetes; Serinales; Debaryomycetaceae
Exons: 1
Coding region: 1-3327 (1108 amino acids)
Source: RefSeq, a predicted model, not a curated record
AUGCGUACGUUCAAAAAACCAGUGAGGAAGGAUGACGAAUCAAUCUAUCCUACAGCAAAUAGCAUCGAUGGUGUAUUGGGCAACGAAAGCACAAUGUUUAAGCCGCCUUCGUCAGCAAGAGAAAACUUCUCUCUGACUCCUUUACUGUCGCCUAAGGCAACCCAAUUUCCACAAUUUACACCUCCAAUGGCAUUGGCUACCACCUCAAAUAACAUCAUUAACAACAGUAGCAACAUUAAUAGCAACAAUGACAACUAUAAUAACAACAAGACAGUAAGUCAUGGCUCUGCAACAAGUUCAAGUCAUAUGAGUUCUCCCAAAAAACUUCUCACGCCAAUCAGAAAUUUGUUUUCCUCAUCAAGGUCUGCGGCAACGACUCCCAACUCAAAUGAUGCUUUACAAGAUGCCAUUUCAUCAAAACAUUCAUCUAGAAAUUCGAAAAGAUCCGUAUUCAAGAAACAUUCCCGGAACAAGAGUUAUGGCUCUGCUGCUUCAGAGACAAAAGAACAGGAGUUUGUUAAUUUAAGUCGACCUAUAAGACAUAGUAGAGGGUACCACGUAGCUACAUCAUCAUCUUACCCCAACGGGUUUCCUAAAUUUGACAUCGAGAAGAAAGAACUAGAUGCUGAUCUAGCGUCUAAAACGAACUUACAAAGCACGUUUUUGGAAAAACAGAGCCCGUUAUUAAAUAGGGAACUGCGGCAGAGCUUGCUCGGGCCUCCAAUUUCUAUGUCGCGGAAAAGUCUGAAUACAAACCGAAGUAGUUGUUCGUUUGAGGAGAAUGAAAGUAAAUUAAAUACAAAAGAAGUUUGUUUUGACGAGCCUCAUCGAGUAAAUCUUGAUGAGAAAGAUGAAUUAAAAACGGACCAUACAAGCAUUUCCGAGAACGGGUGCGGAAGUACAAGUUUUGAUGAUGACGAAGAUGAUGAUGAUGAUGACGGUGAUGAUGACGAUGAUGAAUCAUCACAAUUUUCUUUUGUGCAGGACAUGAAAGGAGGAAGAAACACGUCCAUCAAAUAUUACAAGACAGGAGCCACAGCUGUAAAGAAUAAGAUUGCGGAAAACGAUCUUAUUGCGCAAGACUUUGGCUAUGACGAAGGAGAGCUCGCGGAUUACGAUUUUGACAACAAUGGAUAUGAUGAUUAUGACGAUAAUUACUACGAAGGUUAUGAUGAAGAAGAUGAGUUGCAUAUGGGUAAUGAAGCUUAUAAGGAUUUUUUCCUGAAUGAAAUCAGUCCUAUAGCAGCUAUGCCUGUUGAUGAUGAUGAUGAUGAUGAUGUGGAAGAAGAAGGAGAAGGAGAAGGAGAGGAAGAAAAAGAAGAAGGAGGAGAAGAAGAAGUAGCAAGGAAUGCAAGUGUUGACCAAGCAAAAAUUGAAACUUGCGAAACAGGAACUUUGGGAACAAACUUUGAUUUUCCAAAGUCAAAAGCCUUGGCAGCGGAUUCUUCACAAUGUGGAAGAAGACCUUUUUACUUAUCGUAUCACCACUCUAUUGAAGGUCCGUUCCAAUUUGAGGAAGUACAUUCUGUUGAAGAGGAACAGGAACUUGACAUUUUGGAAAACUAUUUGGACAAAAGUGCGCCACGGACACCUCAAUCACAGACUAGUCAUGUAAGCGAAACUUUUUUUUUCUCGGAUAGCGAGCUAAAGCAUGACCAAGCAACGUGUUCUGCUGAAGCCGGUAUUAAUAAUGUCAUUAGUCAUGGUGCUGGGAGUAGCGAUGGUGAUAUUCAUCUCUUCGACCUCAGCAGUCCCGUCAUAAAUGGUUUAACAAUUGGUCAUAAUCUAAGGCAUAGAUCUAAAUUCAACGAAGCAAACGCAAGCAGGCUCUUUAUUCAUCGUGAACCUUUUAGCACAGACUUGUCAACAAGAAAAAUAGGUGAACAAUCUACAGAGCUGUUGGAACUGAGCGGUAGAGUAUUUCCUUCUUUCCAUGGUUCUUUUGAUGAAAAGCUUCAGCGAUCAGUACAGCACAACAUCAAUGCCUUCGACAGAUAUGUAGGAGAACAGUUUAAGAAAACAUCACAUACUUUUCCCUCCAUUAUUGUUGAAGAUCUAAGUCCAUCUGGUCAUCUUAAUUCUACCAACAAAUGCGGAAAUGCGGGAUCUUUUGCAAACAAAGAUUUAAGCCCAUACGCUGUUGAAAAAGAUGGGAAUGGAAGAGAGUAUGAAAGAGGCGACGAUGAUGAUGACUCUUUUACAACUGCGCAUUCGAGUGUAGAACGUUUUGAGAACCACAAUACCUUGCCUUCUGGUCAGGCCAAUUGUACGAAAAUAAAACCAAAUACAAGCGAUACAAGGUCAGUUUCAAAUGCUGAAUCUAGCAAUGAAAAAGAGCCAGUACAACAGACAAGAAGAACUUCAAUCUGCGAACUAAUGGGUUUACUUUCAAAUUUGGAAUCGAAAACUGUAAACAACACAGCAAUUGAACCCGACUCAAAUGCGAAUGAGCAAAGAAUGGAAACAAAUUCUUCAAGAUUGUUGGAUCCGAGACAAAAAGAGCAAAAAGAGCAAAUUUCGGUGAAUAGGAAUUCGGUGGAAAACAUGAUGGGAUUGUUGGCUACAAUUGGUGCAACCCGAGCAGAACUGGACUCUUUCAAUUCCAAUAAGCAGCCAGAUUUGAAACGAGAGUCGGUGGAAGGGGUGAUGAAGUUCUUAGCAGAAAUGGAGAACCGAGACUUUGCCAUGGAAAGCAAAGAGAAACAAUCAAAUAAAACACCUCUGACCGUUUUCAGUGCAAAUACACCCGAACCCGUUAAAGAACCAAAUAUUUCAACAGAACUGGAGAAAAUACAAUCCCAUAAAUUUGCUCGCAAGGCUUCAUUUAAACGUUAUUCUUGGUUCAAUAGCCAAGAAAGUCUUGUUCUAAACAACAACCAGGGAUCGAAAUAUGAAGAAGUGGAUCCCACUGAUGAUACCCUUGUACCUGUGCCAUUAGACCCUGAUCUACUCGAUGAGGUUAAUCAAAUUCCUGAUGACUUUGUGUAUCACGAGAGACAACCGGAGUCUAUACUUUUGCAUAAUAAACAGAGCUUUGAGCGCUCACUGUCAUUUAAGUCACGUCCGCAGAAGAUGUUGCACUACAAUGCUCCCAAAUCAAACAAGAUCGAAACAUUGCACAAGACAAUCACAUUCUAUGAUAGAGGUGCUUCUUCUAUUACUUCUAAUAUGUCAUCGUCUUCUUUACACGAUGCAUCUACUAUGCCUACAUCUCCUAUUGACCCUAGACUUCUUGCAAUAUCUAGCAUUAGCAGAAAAGCCUCGGCAAAGUCAAUUAGCUCGUGCCCUUCGGUUUGUGAAAUUUCAGAGGAAGAAACGGGACUAUGA